Paramacrobiotus metropolitanus is the source of this 1644-nucleotide messenger RNA. RefSeq names its product 26S proteasome non-ATPase regulatory subunit 6-like. The transcript is spliced from 8 exons. The coding region runs from base 206 to 1408 and encodes 400 amino acids. Lineage: Eukaryota; Metazoa; Tardigrada; Eutardigrada; Parachela; Macrobiotidae. Gene Ontology annotation, cellular component: proteasome regulatory particle. The record is from RefSeq and is a predicted model, not a curated record. Gene Ontology annotation, biological process: proteasome-mediated ubiquitin-dependent protein catabolic process.
CGAGUAUGCAUUAGAUGAUUAGCAGUGAUUAGUGUGAAAGUUUGAAAUUCACUGUUUCUUACCCUCGAAGUUUUUCAGAUACAAAUUUCCUAGAUCCAAAGCACCAGAAUCUUUUGUUAUUGAGCCAUUUCCUGGAAACCCGCGUUUAGACCAGAUCCUGCUCUAGUGUGUUUUUGACUAAUCUUGGAUCUGUUUUGAAUUCAUCAUGCCAGACGUUUCGAGUGCUUCUACAGCACCGUCUGAGGCCUCAGAUGGCAAUGAGGACAAAGUGGAGAAGAACCCAGAUUUCCAGAUUGCUCAGUGGUUGUUUUUAUUGAAAACUGACCAGUUCAAAAACGACUCAGCGGUGAAGAACUCACUAAUGGAGGCAAUCAAAGCCAAUGAAAUGGCGCCGUACUAUGAAAUGGUGACGAAAACAUUAGGGUUUAAUGCGGACACUUCUUUACUUAACCAACUGCGGCAAAAGAACGAGCAAAAAAUUAAGGAACUUGAUGCGGCAAUUUUGGAUGCCGAACAGAAUUUGGGAUCCAUUGAAGUGCGCGAAGCGUACCUUGCGAAGUUUAAUUAUCUUUCCCGCACUGGAGACAAGGAAGCGGCUGAAAGUGCGUUUCGACAGUGCUUCGAAAAAACCGUAGGACACGGCAACAAACUCGAUCUGAUCUUCCAAAUGAUCCGUAUUGGUCUCUUCUUUGAUGAUUUGGAUUUGACCACUCGCAAUUUGGAUAAAGCACGCAGCCUAGUGGAGGAGGGCGGUGAUUGGGAUCGGCGAAACCGGUUGAAGGUGUACGAGGGUUUGCAUUUCAUGAAGAUCCGUGAGUUUCCGAAAGCCACCACCAAUUUCCUGGACUCAGUUAGCACAUUUACCUGUUCGGAGAUAUUGGACUACGAUACCUUCGUGACGUAUGCCGUCUUGUGCGCGAUGUUGACACUGGAACGAGUGAAACUUAAAGAAAAAGUGGUCCGGAGCGCUGAAAUUGCGGAAGUUUUGUUCAGAUUGCCGGAUUUGCGACAGUUUCUCAGCUCGUUGUAUGGAUCGCAUUAUGCUGAAUUUUUUCUGCAGCUGGCAAACGUUGAGCAGAAACUGAAAGUGGACCGGUACUGGGCUGACCAUUACCGCUACUACACGCGGGAAAUGCGUAUCCUCGCCUACAACCAGCUGUUGGAGUCCUAUCAAUCCUUGACGCUCGAUUAUAUGGGCCAGGCUUUUGGCGUUACGGCUGGUUUUAUUGACAAGGAAUUGUCGCGCUUUAUUGCCGCUGGUCGCCUGCAUUGCAAGAUUGACAAGGUGAACGGUGUAGUGGAAACAACCCGGCCAGACAACAAGAACCGACAAUAUCAGUUGUUCAUUAAGCAAGGUGAUCAUUUACUGAACAAGAUCCAGCGCCUCUCGAGAGUUAUUAACGUCUGAUUUUUCUCUUCUGUUUUCCGCUGUGUCAUGUAUUCUUUAUCACAUUUUUGGUCACUUCGCUGUUGCAUCAGGUUUGCCACUUUUACUAUUAUGGAGUUCCAUAAUUUUCCUAAUUAUACCGUCAUAAAGCCUAACAAUGAGUUCGUGUACCGGCAUAAUGACGCUAUAAUGUACGCUAGACUACAGUACUUUUGCUGCUGUCGAAAGCAUGAACAAGCUUCUGUCCCAAAGUCUUC